CACUCGCCUUUUCUGUUGUGUUUGUAUUCUUAACCACCACCUCUACCACUUCUAUUCCUUAACCAUCCGUAUUUCUUGCUUGUUGCUCUUGUUCUUUUCGCUUAUCACAUAUUUUCUGGACCCUUCUUGAUCAAUAUACAUGCCCGGCCUCCCCGACCGACGUCAUUCGCGGUCGGUCAGGUUCCUUCGACUGACUCCCUUCCCGGCCCUCGAGUUCACGAAAACAUCGGUAUAUACCCCACCCAUCCUUACCGAUCUCCCACUCGAGCUCCUUCACCUCGUCGCGAAGAGCCUCGAUACGCGUUCCUUGAGAUCAUGGAACCUCGCGUCGCGUCGGUUGUAUGCGGCGGGGACGGAGGUGUUGCACUCGCGUCUGGUGGUGGAUUGGAAGACAAUGUUUGAGGGUGGGAGGAGUUAUGAGGUGUUGAGGCAGAUCGUGGAGGAUGCGAGGGUUGGGCAGGGGGUGAGGAUACUCAGGUUUAUGGGUGCGGAGACCGAGUUUGGGUUUCAGAGAACUUCGAGCGCGGAGAAUCAUUUGCUUGUUGCGGCUGCGGUGUUGAAUAUGCCGAUGUUGCAGACGGUGCUAUGGCAGGGGACGAACGUUGAUAUCACGACGCUGUUUGACAUCCUUCGUGAGAGGUGUCCGAGGUUAAGGGACGUCAUUUUUGACCUCAAGGGACGUGAUCCGGAGAAGCUGGUUGGGAUGAACCGACUUUCGAACUUGCGCACAUUCAAGUUGAGUGGUUGCGACGAGUCCGGCAGCGCACAGUUCAACGAGAGCGUGCUUGAAGUCAUCAACGCUUCUCCGGGCCUUCAGCACUUGUCUGUUUUUCACUCCUCCAGCGUCGCUAUUGACGUUAUUGCUGACCUCGUCGACCAUUCCUUCGAGGAACUUCAGACUCUCACGCUACACAACAUGCUCUUCAGCGUUCGCGCCCUGGCCAAAUUACUCGCCCACCCGCACAACAUCCGAAGUCUGAGGUUCUCUACACUUCACGAACGUCCCGAGGCGGAGGCCAUGACGGAGUGGCUCUUUCACACCAACGAACGCUCGCCUUUCUCCUCCCUCGAGUCGCUCUCGUGCUGUGUUCAAUUUGCCGAUGAAGCGAGUGCGCUGAAACAGUACACAUCCAUCAUGUCUCUCUCACAGACGUUGCCGCUCCGCCAGUUGAGUUUGCAGGCGUUCUCGCAACACGCACAGCCGACAUGGGAAGAUAUCGCCUGGCGCAUCACCCCCUCCUCCCCCCUCCGCAACUCCCUUCGCCGCCUCCACGUCGGCCUCAAAACCGUCAACUCCUCCGUCAUUGACUCCAUCCGCGCCAUCUUCCCGCACCUAACCCACCUCUCCACCGACGCUGACUGCCACGUCGACCAACGCCAAAAAUUCGUUCUCUCACUCUCCAAGUUCAAGUUGCUGCGGUGGUUGAACAUUCGGACGACGUGUAUGACGCUUUGCUGGUGGAGUUCGGAACAUUGUUUGGAUCGGGUGACGGCGGCGAGGCCGUGGUUGGAGGGGAUGGGGGAGAGGUGUGUGGGGUUGGAGGGUGUUUGUACGUUGGGGAGGAGUUGGGUGUUUGUUAGGGGUGCGGGAAUGAGGGGAGGUGUUGCGGUUGUGGAGGGUGGGGAUGAGGUGCAGGAGCAGUUUGCGUGGAUUUAG
Molecule: messenger RNA, 1657 nt
Organism: Saitoella complicata NRRL Y-17804
Lineage: Eukaryota; Fungi; Ascomycota; Saitoellomycetes; Saitoellales; Saitoellaceae
Exons: 2
Coding region: 140-1657 (505 amino acids)
Molecular function (GO): protein binding
Source: RefSeq, a predicted model, not a curated record